GUUACAUUUGAUUUUUUUUAAAUUUAUGGCCAGACCUUUCAGCCAAGUAUUUUUUAUUUGAUAUUCCAAAUUUGAAAAUGAGGGUCAAACCGAAUUUGUCGUUUUCGAAACUGGACAACGAGACGGGGGAGCUUCUCGAUAGAAUGUUUGAGAAGAAAGAUUGUAUGGUUGAGAUUAAUCCUGGAAGAGUUAUUCUACCGGCGGAUUAUAUGACGAUUGGGCAGGACAUUUUGGAUAUGGAAGUGCUGGAGAAUGAUGUUUGGAUGUGCUCGUAUCCUCGAACUGGUUCAACAUGGUGCCAAGAAAUGGUUUGGCUCAUCGGCCACGAUCUGGACUACGAAGGCGCUAAAUCUUUGCAACAGAUCCGCUGUCCGCUGGUGGAGCUGUCAUGCAUCAUGGUGGCUGGACAUUCGGAAUGGCAUGACGAGUCUGUAAAGGGAACAUCGGUGGACCUAGUAAAGUACCGGCUAGCCAGACCUCGGUAUAUCCGCAGUCACCUCCCUUGGGACCUGCUACCCGUGGACAUACAACGCGAAGAUGGACAGGCCAAAGCCAAGGUGAUCUACACAUCACGCAACCCUAAGGACAUGGUGGUAUCGUACUACCACUACUGCACACUGGUACACGGCUUGAAGGGGACCUUUGAGGAGUUCUGUGACCUUUUUAUGCGCGACCGAGCGCCUUUCGGGCCUGUAUGGAACCACAUUCUUGGCUUCUGGAACCGCCGGAACGACCCCAACGUCCUGUUCAUCAAGUUCGAAGAAAUGAAGCACGACUUACCCUCCGUGGUCAGAAGAACUGCCGACUUCCUUGGAAAAACCAUGACUAAUGACCAAGUGGACAAACUUUGCGACCAUCUCUCCUUCAAGAAAAUGAAGAGUAACCGAGCGGUGAACCUGGAGCCGAUCCUCCAGAAAUCCUUCGGCAAGGGCUACUUGGAGGGAACCAAGCUGAGGUUCAUCAGGAAAGGGGAGAUCGGAGAUUGGAAGAACUACAUGUCGGAUGAUCUUUCGAGAAGGUUCGAUCAGUGGGCGGAGCAGCAUCUGGAGGGGACUGGUUUGAAGUUUGAAUAAGUUUAACAACGGGCGUAGCACACUAGUUGGAUAAACUUUAUCGCAUCGGUGCGUCUCUAUCGCACUUAAUAGUACGAAAAGGACGGCCUGGCGUUACUUAUAUCGUUUAUCACGCGACCGUGCUUGCCUGCCUAGUAUCUUGAUUCUGAUAUACUGAAAUGUUUAAACAAGCAUUAGACCCAUUAGCUUUACAUCAGAAAGCGUUAUAGCCCAUAUAUAAAGAAAGGUAUCUGUCGUUGAAAUUUGUAAACAUUCAACCUGUUAAUUUUAUUGCUAAGGGUUGCCACUCUUGAGUAGUUUCACGUAUUCUGCCUUCUUUUUUUGACGAUACAUAAACAUGUAUGUAUGUUAUAGAAAAUGACAAUCGAAGUAGGUAUAAUAAUUAUGAAAAUAAUCACGUGAGUUGUAGUGCCUGCCAUUACAAUUGAAUUUUUUAAUAUUCGGUUAGCGUUUCUCUGUAAACUUCUUUUGUUCAGAGCAUUUUGGCGUUUUCACAAACCGUGCCCAAAAACCUUUAUCUACUCAGCAUCGACUGGACUAUACAAAAAAAGUCAAAUAAUUUCCGUUCCACUACGUCACAUUUUUAGUAAAAAUAUUUUUUCAGUACCUACAGAUGGUCGUUUUUUACGCACUAGUUCGAGAAGUGGUUCAUUAUA
Leguminivora glycinivorella is the source of this 1729-nucleotide messenger RNA. RefSeq names its product luciferin sulfotransferase (gene St2). NCBI's taxonomy places the organism in Eukaryota, Metazoa, Arthropoda, Insecta, Lepidoptera, Tortricidae. The record is from RefSeq and is a predicted model, not a curated record. Gene Ontology annotation, cellular component: cytoplasm. Gene Ontology annotation, molecular function: sulfotransferase activity. Bases 78 to 1073 code for a protein of 331 amino acids. The transcript is spliced from 7 exons. Gene Ontology annotation, biological process: sulfation.